GUGGUGAAAAACAAGUCACACAACUUCCCCAUUAGUGAGGAAGUGACUAGAUGAGAUCAACAAAAACAGAUUGGCAGGAUGACUAGAAUAGACUGAUGAGCUGCUGCUUAUCACAGUUAAACAGUACCGUAGCAUCAUGCUAAGCUAAUUCAGGCUAUAUUACAUUAUAAUUCCGGCUAUAUUACACCAAAUAUUGGUUAUAUUAGGUCUAACGACGGAGGCUGCUACAGGCUGGUAUGGUAAGUCUAUCUGAAGAAAGGGUGAUGAUAUCCACAUCCUAAACUGGAGAAUACCAGUGCUGGGCAAUUUUUUUUUAAUUUUACCUUUAUUUAACCAGGCAAGUCAGUUAAGAACAUAUUCUUAUUUGCAAUGACGGCCUGGAAACAGUGGGUUAACUGCCUGUUCAGGGGCAGAACGACAGAUUUGUACCUUGUCAGCUCGGGGUUUUGAACUCGCAACCUUCCGGUUACUAGUCCAACGCUCUAACCACUAGGCUACGAGUGAGAUGAAGGAAUGAGAGGCAAGCACACAUAGCACUGCUACUUCCCAGCUCUUUCUUCCUGCAUCCAAAUGAUCAACAAGGCUCUCUGACCAGACAUGGGGAACGUCUGGACCAGCCCAUUCUCUAUGCCAGGGAAUGGAGAUGACACCAACACCAGCUCUGAUCCCUUUCUGAGAAACAACGAUACCCUGAGAGUCCUGUCUGACUGCACCUCUGCAGACGUCAGUGAAACCCUGGUCGUCUUGUCUGACUACCCCUCAGCAGACGUCAGCGUGCCUCUCUUCAGGAUAGGAGAGAGACUGAGACUCCUGGCAGAGGAGGGUUACUGGUGGAGGGUUUCUUCUGUCCAAACAGGAUAUGAGAACUACAUCCCCAACAACCAUGUGGCCAAGGUCUAUCACGGGUAGGUGAACUCACACUAACCUACCUGACACUGUCAAGGUCUAUCACAGGUAGGUGAACUCACACUAACACUAACCUACCUGACACUGUCACAGU
This is a messenger RNA of Oncorhynchus keta (chum salmon), 1000 nucleotides long. RefSeq names its product src-like-adapter. NCBI's taxonomy places the organism in Eukaryota, Metazoa, Chordata, Actinopteri, Salmoniformes, Salmonidae. The transcript has 3 exons. The record is from RefSeq and is a predicted model, not a curated record. The coding region runs from base 598 to 909 and encodes 103 amino acids. Gene Ontology annotation, molecular function: protein binding.